AUGUCCCAGGUGGAUAUAAGACCUUUAUAUCCUAUUCCGAUACAAAUCUCUCUGUUUGAGAACAGUUCCAAGACCUUAGACCACAAUCUUGAUAUGAGCCACCAUCUCGAGGGGCACGGCGAAGUCUUCAGGCCGUUAACUCACGAUCCAGCGAACAAGCGAGACCAAGUCACUGAAGGUCAAGACUAUCCAGACAAUAUGCGACUACCGAAGGCUCCGCAAACCCCCAAAGAGUCGAUCCUCGCAUUGGAGCAAGAUGUCAACUCCAUGAGGCGACUGUUUGACAUCAACGACAAUAUUUGCAACGUGCUAGGCUCUAUCCAACGGCGGCCUGAGAUUCAGAAUGAGGUGGCGCCCGCGCCUGUCAUCCAUCGUCUGCCACCCGAAGUUCUCUUCAUAAUCUUCGACACGUGGCGGGAAGUCGCUCUGGAGUUCUCAUCCCUCUGGACAGAUAUCGUGACCGGUUCAUCAUCGGCACUCACUUUUUCUCGGCGCGCGAAUGGUUUACCACUCACGGUGCACACCGAGAUCGUCGGCUCACGACUGUCCCCGGUACAAAACAAGGCGCUGUGGCGCUCGAAACCACGCAUUCGAAGGCUUAUCCUGCGACUACAGUCUCGAUUCGAGGUCAAGAUCUUCCGCAGCAUCUUGGCCGCGCUGGCUGGGACACUGGAGUCUUUGGUGGUUAUGAUAGGGAAGUCUCGUGCCUACCGGAACCGGGAUCGGGACUUCGACCCCCUCUUCCAAGGGUGGACCUUGUUCGAUGGAGUCAUCCCGACUGCGCUGAAGUCGCUCCUGAUUGUGUCCGAUCAGGCGAUUAUCCCUGCGGACAGUUGUCCCAACCUCCAGACGUUCACGCUCAAGACAUCAUGCUGGAGAGCACACUCAUCAACGCCAACUCUUCUAAUUCACUUUUUGUCCCAUGCACCCCUACUCGAAAAUCUUCGGUUGGACAUAGGUUGUUGGUUUGCCCAAGGACGGGACAUUGACCCACUUCCACUUCCGCCUCCUGCGCCCCUCUACCGGCUACGUAACCUUUCAUUCCGAAUGAGCUUUCCAGGUGUUGUCUGGUCCGACCUUGUAUCACCUGCGCCCCUCAGCUCUCCGCCGCUUACGCCUAUAACGAGCAAGCUGACGGAUGCGGUUGUCGACACCGUCCACCUGGGUGGCCUCAGCAUGCUCGUGAGUGGCAUGUCCCGUGCAGCUCCCCACUUGCAUGUCAGCUUGGUUGGUUUCCCUGGACUCGGUGGCAUGCCCGGAAGCGGGGUCCUAGGAUUCGGACUGUUGCCUCAGUGGCUGACGGAGAGCACGAAGACCCUCCGUAUCACCUUAUCCCAGAGCGGGCCUAACCUCCGUGGCACGCGGUCCUUCCUGUGCAUCCACGCAUUCCGUCUGCUGGACACGCUCAUCGUCCGGCUCGCGGUCGGGGGCUACUACCUCGGCCAGCUGGGCUUCUGGAUCGCAUGUACAAAUCCCUCCAUAUGUCCGAGUCCGUUCUUGCGCGUCCUCGUCCUGUCUAUCCUCAACCCGGGAUGCACGCUAGACGCCCUCCACCCUCUCUACAAGGCAACAACGCGCAGGGCUGAAUUCGGACACCCGCUCAAGAGGCUCUUCGUCUGCAGCCCCGCACACACGGGCCCAGAUUACUCCAUACGCGACUUCCACGGCGUCGAGUGGGUGUCCUUUUCCAGCACCGAUGUGGGCGCUCCCUGCCGCGAUCAUGUCCUGCGCCCCACGAAAACCGAGGAGGGUAGAACAGAAGACUUGGCCGGUCAGUUGCACGCUGAGCUACCAUCGUCCUCUCCGGCGUACGACACCGCCUGGGAGGCGUGUGCUACGGAAGGCCUGGUCGAAACGCACGCACGCAUGCGCAGUUGGUACAAGGGUUCGCCUCUAUGGUGA
Trametes versicolor FP-101664 SS1 is the source of this 1902-nucleotide messenger RNA. RefSeq lists its product as uncharacterized. NCBI's taxonomy places the organism in Eukaryota, Fungi, Basidiomycota, Agaricomycetes, Polyporales, Polyporaceae. The record is from RefSeq and is a predicted model, not a curated record. The transcript has 5 exons. The coding region runs from base 1 to 1902 and encodes 633 amino acids.